AUGGACACACAAAACUCGGCUCCGCCGUCCAUGACCAUUGCCGAGCUGGAAGGCUACAUCGAAGCCAUCACCCUAGUCGUAAACACGUCCGAUUCUAUAAACGAAAGAUCACAUUACCAGGCUGUCCUGCACGAUCUCCACCAGCGAGUACAAGAGGCGCGACAGGUAGAGGCAAUGGCCGGCCCGUCUAGUUACCACAACGGGGCGCAGAGCCCGUCGCCUCGCAGUCUGGACGACCUGCAGCGGUCUGCAGAACAGCAGGACCUUCCUCUACUCAAACGCAAGCAUCGUCUUGAUGCUGAUUGGCGGGCUUCGAAACGUGUAAGGAAACCAUAUAGUCCGAUCGCGCCUGGGGCUCUGAUCAAUACGGAGGCUUAUUAUACGGAGACAUUGCCAACUCGUGUGCUGCCGAGUCCAAACGCACCCGAGGCCUCAAUCAAGACAGAGGCAUAUCACACAGAGACACUGCCGACUCGUACACUACCAAACGCUUUCAUAGAUCUCACUGGACCCAUAUACGAUGAUUCCACCGAGUCAAAUCCAGCCACGCCAGAUCCGUUUCCUGAGCUUGUCAACGCCUACCGAGUACCUAACCAAGGCCAGAAUGAUGGCAGUUCCACAGACCAUCGAGCCGAUGCGUUCAACCAGGAGUGGAUGGGAAUCGAGGACCUAGCUUCGUUCAUGGUGGCACCAACUGAGCCUGGAGGAGGCUACGGGUUCCAGCAGUUGAUACAGCCACAGCCACAGCUUCGGAAUGGUUUCAAUAACCAGGAGGUACCUUAUUUCCCUGGCCUAGAGUGGCCGGCGUGGGCAGCCGGUGCCCACGCCCACGCAGAAGAUUAUGGCGAGGCCCCACUGACUGGUGUCGAAGCGGACGCCAUUGAGAAGCUUUUCGAAAACAUCAAGGACCACGGCGAGACCCCUGGGGACCGGGAGCCUACUCCGGCGAUUAUGGCCUGUACUCUCAAGGAAUAUCAGAAGAUUGGUCUUACCUGGCUACUGAAGAUGGAGCACGGCAAUGCCAAAGGCGGCAUUCUUGCCGAUGAGAUGGGCCUUGGUAAAACGGUGCAAGCGCUCUCACUCAUGUGCGCCAAUCGGUCACAAGACCCUCUGUGUAAAACCACCUUGAUUAUUGCGCCCGUUGCUCUGAUGCGUCAGUGGGAGAAAGAGAUCGAACGCCACGUCCUUCCUCGCCAUCGUUUCACUGUAUAUCUGUAUCAUGGAAGCGGUAAGAACGUCGACUUCAAACGCCUUCGCACCUACGACGUGGUGCUGACGACAUUCGGUACACUUACCUCUGAGUUCAAGCAGAAAGAGGCGCGUAAAGAGUCGAGUUUUGUGGAGAAGGAACUGAAAGAUCCUCGCUUUCAACGCAAGGCCAAGGAUAAACUCGCAUUGUUGGGACGCGAGUGCAUGUGGUAUCGCGUCAUCAUUGACGAAGCUCAUAAUAUCAAGAACCGCAAUGCCAAGUCAUCGAAGGCUGCUGCUGAUCUACAGGCACGUCAUCGCCUAUGUAUGACUGGUACCCCAAUGAUGAACUCUGUUGACGAGCUAUAUCCUCUGCUUCGCUUCUUGAAGGUUCAUCCCUAUAGCGAGUGGAGCAGAUUUAAUGACGAUAUUGGCAAGCCUGUCAAGCAAAUGCACCCAAACGCCCGCAAGAAAGCAAUGAAUCGUAUUCAGAUUCUCCUGCGAUCGGUAAUGCUUCGACGACAAAAGUCUUCAAAGGUCGAUGGUCAAGAAGUGUGCACGAUUCCACCAAAGCACACAGCCACAGCCAACGUCGAAUUCAGUGAUGCCGAGCAUGAGUUGUACAAGGCGCUGGAGACAAAGUCGCAAUUGCAGAUGAACAGGUUCAUAGAGAGGAACGCUGUCACUGCGAACUAUGCGAACGUAUUAUGUCUCUUGUUGAGACUUCGCCAAGCUUGCUGUCACCCUCACUUGAUUAAGGAUCUAAGUCAGCCCGCUACUGAGGGUAUCGACGAGUAUGAUCUUCUCGAACGCGCUCGCAUGCUUGAGAAUCAUGUAGUUGCGAGACUGAAGGCGUUCAGCUCAUUCGAGUGCCCAAUUUGCCUGGAAGCAGAUCCUAAUGCGACUAUCAUAAUACCCUGUGGUCACACUGUAUGUGGCGAAUGUGUUCAGAAACUGGUCGAUCCCACUCGGCAAGAACCGAACGAAGAGGGUGUCCAAGCUGCAAAGUGUCCACAGUGCCGUGGAGAGUUGCACGCCAAGCUUAUCACUGAUUAUAAGCACUUCUGCAAAGUCCACUGCCCUGAAAAGCUGGACGCGUCUGACCUCUAUGACGAUAAUAGCAGUGAGGAUGGAAGUGAUGACUCAGAUUCAGAGGACGAUGAAGAUGAGGAUGUUAAUGAAAAGGGUGACCUUGCUGGCUUUGUCGUUUCCGACGACGACGAAGUUACUGAAGAAGAAGAAGAUGGGGAGGAAUUUGAAUUUUUUAAAGCCGAGGGCUCUGAACUGGAUACUCCUCAGAAAUCCAGGGUCAAGGUUGAAAACAAAAGGCCUCCCAAAAGCCGCAAGGGCAAAGGAAAAGGAAAAGGGAAAGCGCGUGCCACGCCCAAGAAAACGCUUGCCCAACUCAAGAAGGACUCUCUUCGCAGCAAGGCCGCGAAGAAGAAAUAUCUACGCCGUCUAGAAAAGACGUAUAUUCCAUCUGCCAAGAUUGAGAAGACGAUGGCGCUUCUCGCCGAAAUCGCCGAAAAUGAUCCAUCCGAGAAGACGUUGAUAUUCUCCCAGUUCACCUCCUUGUUGGAUCUUGUCGAAGUUCCUUUGUCUCAGAGGAAGAUCCGUUAUCAGCGCUACGACGGUAGCAUGAAGAUGGACGAGCGUGCCGACGCCGUCAACGCCUUCAUGGACGACCCCGACGAAAACGUCAUGCUCGUAUCGCUGAAGGCUGGCAACGCCGGUCUCAAUCUCUGGAAGGCCUCCCAGGUCAUCGUCCUCGACCCCUUCUGGAACCCCUUCAUCGAAGACCAGGCUGUCGAUCGUGCGCAUCGCAUGCCCCAGCCACGCGAGGUGCACGUUCAUCGCGUGCUGGUCCCCGAAACCGUGGAAGAUCGCAUCUGCGUCCUGCAGGACAAGAAGCGAGAAAUCAUUGGCGCGGCCCUGGAUGAGCAGGCUUCCAAGAGUUUGACCCGCCUCGAUGUGCGCGAGUUGCGAUAUCUAUUUGGCAUGUCCUAG
Molecule: messenger RNA, 3195 nt
Organism: Plenodomus lingam JN3
Lineage: Eukaryota; Fungi; Ascomycota; Dothideomycetes; Pleosporales; Leptosphaeriaceae
Biological process (GO): double-strand break repair via homologous recombination
Cellular component (GO): nucleus; cytoplasm
Molecular function (GO): ATP-dependent chromatin remodeler activity; ATP binding
Source: RefSeq, a predicted model, not a curated record